AUGUAUGAUCGAGUACCUUUAGAUUGGGACGCUAGACUGAGAAUAGCAACUGGAGCAGCGAGAGGGCUGGCUAAAAUCCAUGAAGGGAAUAACGGGAGAUUCAUCCAUGGGAACAUCAAAUCCUCAAACAUCUUCUUAGACUCACAAUCCUACGGCUGCAUUGGUGAUGUUGGCUUAGCAACCAUCAUGAAAUCUCUUCCUCAGACCACUUGUCUUGGUUCAGGUUACCACGCACCUGAAAUAACAGACACUAGAAGAAGCACACAGACUUCAGAUGUAUACAGCUUCGGGGUGGUUUUACUCGAGCUUUUGACAGGGAAAUUGCCGGCAAGUCCAGUGGUUUCAGAGGCGGAAGAUGGUGGUGAGAACAUGGACUUGGCUAGCUGGAUAAGGAAUGUGGGGGAGAAAGAUAUGAGAGGAGAAGUGUUUGAUAUGGAGAUUGUGAGUGGGGGUGUGGAGGAAGAGAUGGUUGAGAUGAUGCAAAUAGGGUUGGCUUGUGUUGCAGUGAAGCAACAAGAACGACCUCACAUAGCUCAAGUUGUGAAAAUGAUUCAAGAUAUUCGAUCAUUUGUUUAUUCAAUUUGGUGA
Messenger RNA from Eruca vesicaria subsp. sativa (arugula), 588 nucleotides. NCBI's taxonomy places the organism in Eukaryota, Viridiplantae, Streptophyta, Magnoliopsida, Brassicales, Brassicaceae. The record is from the annotation of a GenBank genome assembly.